CGAGCUCGGAGCGGCGCGCACUCUCGGCCGGCUUCGGUGACGCCAUGCCGCGCGACCGCGGCGGAGACGAAGGCGCUUCCGGCGGCGUGCGCCUCGAAGCUCGCGCCACGGAGGAUGUUGAAAGGGGCGGCGGGGUCGCACGGCGCCCGGUUGCUGACGGACGGCGGGGAGAGCGCGGUGCCCGCCUCAGCCUGCUCGGCAAACCGCUAGUGUACGGCGCGCAAAGCGGCCGCAGGAACGCGCGGUACCGCCGCCUGCAGAACUGCCUUUACAACGUGCUCGAGCGACCCCGGGCCUGGGCAUUCGUCUAUCACGCGCUUGUGUUUGUGUUGGUGUUCGGCUGUUUGGUCCUGUCCGUCUUCUCAACCAUUCCAGAGCAUCAAGAAAUGUUAUCACGUGCUCUGUUUAUACUGGAGUUUGUGAUGAUUAUCGUGUUUGGGAUGGAGUACCUGGUGAGGCUCUGGUCCGCAGGCUGUUGCUGCCGGUACCGAGGAUGGCAGGGGCGGCUGAGAUUCGCUCGAAAGCCAUUCUGCAUUAUAGACAUCAUCGUGCUGAUCGCGUCGGUCGCCGUGGUUUCGGCCGGUAGCCAGGGCAACAUCUUUGCCGCGUCGGCACUGAGGAGCAUGCGCUUCCUGCAGAUCUUGCGCAUGGUGCGCAUGGACCGACGCGGAGGCACCUGGAAGCUUCUGGGCUCUGUAGUUUAUGCACACAGCAAGGAACUUGUGACCGCCUGGUACAUCGGCUUUCUGGUACUGAUCUUCGCCUCCUUCCUCGUCUACCUUGUAGAAAAAGACUUGAAUAAGGAGUUUUCUACAUAUGCUGAUGCACUCUGGUGGGGCACGAUUACUCUGACCACUAUAGGCUACGGAGACAAGACUCCCAAGACGUGGACGGGCCGCUUGCUCUCCUCCGGGUUUGCUCUCCUCGGCAUCUCCUUCUUCGCUCUGCCUGCGGGGAUCCUGGGUUCUGGUUUCGCUCUAAAAGUCCAGGAGCAGCAUAGACAGAAGCACUUUGAGAAGAGAAGGAAUCCAGCAGCUUGCCUCAUCCAGUGUGUUUGGCGUAGCUAUGCGGCUGAUGAGAACUCGGUUUCCAUUGCUACCUGGAAGCCACAUUUAAAAGCGUUGCAUACCUGCAGUCCUACAAAGAAGGAUCAAGCAGAGACUUCGACAAAUCAGAAGCUGAGCUUUAAAGACCGUGUAAGGAUGGCCAGUCCUCGUGGUCAGAGCAUCAAGAGCAGACAGACGUCCAUCACGGACCGGCGUUCCCCAGGCUCCGAGAUUAACGCAGACGGCUCCAGUCCAGUCAAAGUGCAGAAGAGCUGGAGCUUCAACGACCGCACUCGUUUCAGACCAUCUCUCCGUCUCAAGAGCCAGUCCCGCUCUACCACCGACGGUGAGGCUAAUAUGGUACCGGAGGAGAGCAUCGAUGAGAAAGGCUGUCACUGUGAGUUCUCUGCUGAAGACUUGUUACCAGCAGUGAAGAGCGUGAUCCGAGCAGUCCGGAUCAUGAAGUUCCUCGUGGCAAAGAAGAAGUUUAAGGAGACGCUGCGUCCUUAUGAUGUCAAGGACGUGAUCGAGCAAUAUUCAGCAGGACACCUGGACAUGCUGUGUCGGAUUAAAAGUUUACAGACGAGGGUGGAUCAGAUCCUGGGGAAAGGGCAGGUCCCUAUAGAUAAGAAGCUGAAGGAGAAGAUGCUGUCUGAUGGAGAUCUGCUGGAGGACGUCAGCAUGUUGGGGAGGGUGUGUAAAGUCGAGAGGCAGGUCCAGUCUAUUGAAUCAAAGUUGGACUCGUUGCUGGAUGUCUACCGACAGGUCCUGCAGAAAGGCACGUCCUCCGCUCUCAGUCUGUCCUCUUUGCCUCUGUUCGAGCUGGCCCAAUCGACAGACUACCCAAGUCCAGUCUUUACCAAGGAUCUCUCCUCUCCCUCGCAAUUCAGCCAAGUGAGUAGCUCCAACUUCCCCCGGGGCUUCCAUCUCAUCCUGGCUCCCAAUGAGUUCAACUUCAAUUUGAACAACUCAUCGGGGUCUCCCUCUGUAGACGACAAGCUCAGUUCUGCUUCACCGUUUAGCCCAACUCCGCUUCAGCCUCUUGCCACACCCACUGCAGAUUGCCCACCUGUUUUUACACCAAACAGUAUUCAUCCUGGAGGGGUGCAUUUUCCCAGACUGGCCAGCCCUCCUCCACCCCCUCCAUUGUCUGCCCGGUUUCAGCUGCCCCUGUUGCUGCCUCAGUCAGGCCGAGUGAACAACGGAUCAACCCAAUCUCAGUCCAGUCCUUCUGAUCACUUCCCACCCUCGUAUUCAAACAGAUCCCAGCAGGAUUUGGCACCAAUCUCUAGAAAUCAGCCCAGCACCAAAGAGGACGCUUCCUGGAGGAGACAUAUGAGUCCAGAGAUAGGAAUGGAGAUGGACCCUCUGGUAGAGCUCUCACCCUCCUCGGUGCCAGAUGGAGAGGACCAGACCGUUUCCGCAGGAAAGUCCUUCUCUGUCCAGGACCUCAUCGGGAUUCCAGAGGUUGACGGACAUCACAGCCUCUCUGGCAGCAGCAGCCAGGACUCAUUGGCUGCAGAGAGUGAGGUAGGAGGAGGUGGCUGGGCUGAGGCGGAGCUCUUCAUCGCAGAUGGAGACCUGGAGAACUCUGUGCAGAAUCGGUCCCCAGGCUUUGGCUUCCUGGCACAACCUGCGGCCAAUUCCAAUUUCUCCUCUGACCUUUUGAGGACAGGGACAGCAACGAGGGACAGCCUCGGCAUGGCGCCCAAAUUGGGUGCUACAAAGCCUUUCAUUAUGCCACACGUUCGGCUAAAACAAUAAGUCACAGAAAUGAUGAACUCUUAUUAGACUUCUUGAAGAACGUGAAGCUUGCUUAAAAGCUUUGUCUUAUUUUUAAGUAUUUUUAUUUUAGAUGCCAGAAAUGGGAGGUCAGAAAAGCAAGAAUGGAGUUUUGGGGUAUUGUUUUUAUUUUUAAAAUUUGUUUCAAUUUUAGAUUUAAUUUUAUAUACUGUUAAGUACUGAUUUAUUUAGGACAAAGAAAAAAGUUUCAUACCGUGAACUUACAUGAGGAUUUUUGAGUUGCAUGUACAGUAGUGUGCUUUUUUUAAGCACCGAAUUUUCGGGUUAGCCUAAAAGGGGGAAAUCCGCAAUAUAAUGAAAAGGCGUUUUCUUACGUGUUAUUCCUUCGUUUAGUUGAUAGCAGAGUGAAAUUGACCAUUUCUGUUCAUUUCCAUUUGGGUCAUGUUACAUUUCGCAUGUCACAAGGAAAAAAAAAAAAAAAACUUGCAUGUGGAGACAGAUAGGACUGGAAAUGUGCUUUAUAUGUGAAUGUUUUAUUGAUUGGCUCCUUCAUGUACAUGGGUCAAAUCAGGGUUGUGUUCUCAAGUCAAUCGGUUCACUCACUUAGUCUCAGACUGGCUGUUUUGGUCCACACCUAAGUGCGAUUGCUGUGUUCACACUUGCCUAAACAAACCACUUGGGGAAAAAGUGCCAUGACAAACUUAAAACUUAAUAGCAAUUGCAUGUCUCCAUUAAAAGAAUGUCAAUAAAACAGGCAACUGGAAAGGUAGGAUUAUGAACAAGUUGGCUUGACAAUGCCCUUUGAUCAUUUUAGAUGCUAAUCGUUUUUAAAGAAAAGGCACUGAAGACAAAAGGGAGAGUUAUGAGUAGGGGCAGCUUUAGAGGAAGUGUCAAGUAGCCAUCGAGGCUAUAAAACUAAUUGCUAUAAACAGCCAGGUUUGAUAACCCAUAGUUGGUCGCUGGAUUGUGGGAAUUUUCAGGAUGUUUGUGUGAAUGAAGCCAAUACAUUUUAGGAAUAAAUAUAUGACAUCCUUUCCGGCAGCAGAAGAAACCAGGACUCUAGAUGCAUUGCAAAGCCAAGAUUAAUGUUUCGGAGGUUUUUCUAAAGGGGUUUAUAUAAUAAAAUCUCACAAAGACACCUCCCAAGCUUUGCUCAAAUCUAACAAAUCCAAAUAAAACUGCACAGUGAAGCUGUAUAAAUAAAAUAAAAGCUUGGCAUCAAUGGAAAACAGCAACAUGAUAAAUGCUAGCGAGGUGGAAUGAAGGCGCUGUUGGCUAUUCAUGCCGUUAACGAGUCUUUUUUUGUUGUCGCUUCUUCGUUUUAAUGUGGCACAGUGCUGAGAAAGCGGUGUACGCAGAGAGACUGGAAUAAACUCCAAAUCUAAUGAGCUUGUGUUGAUUCAUGAAGGAAGAAGAUCGUUCUUUCAAUGCAGUGCGCGUUAAUCCAUGUUAAACAGACAAUACUGUUUUGUGCCUCAGUAGUAUUUAAUCAUAUUUAUUACUAUUUAUUCUUUUAUACUUACAUGGCUACUUUUUCUGAGAUUUGAAUGAGCCACACACACACACACACAUCCUCAGUAAGACCAUCAUACUAAUGGCUUGGUUCCCCCUCUUUUUGCCUCCCCAUGAAAAGAAAUCCUAGAUCCUCCCCUGAGUAUAAAAUUAACAGUAAUGCUUUAAAAACAAUAAAAAACGCGAUAAUAAAUUCCAUGUUAUUUGUUAUAUUCUAAGAGAAACAGACACAUAUCCUAAAACAUAUAGUAUACUAUAUUUAUAGAUACUAUAUUCUGGUUUUGUCAAGCCAACUUUUUUUUUCUUUAAAAAAAUAUAAAUGUUUUUUUUUUGUACAUCUUUUAAAUGUUACAUUACAUGUGAAAUAUUUUAUUUUUCUUUCGAUAUAAUAAUAAGUCCCGGACAUAUCUAAGGACAUAACUUUGCUGUUGAACACAGUACAGUUUUGAAUAAAAAAAAAAAUAGAAGAUAAAUAAAACAUUGAGCUGA
Molecule: messenger RNA, 4790 nt
Organism: Hemibagrus wyckioides
Lineage: Eukaryota; Metazoa; Chordata; Actinopteri; Siluriformes; Bagridae
Gene: kcnq5b
Product: potassium voltage-gated channel, KQT-like subfamily, member 5b
Exons: 14
Coding region: 45-2810 (921 amino acids)
Biological process (GO): transmembrane transport; potassium ion transport
Cellular component (GO): membrane
Molecular function (GO): voltage-gated potassium channel activity
Source: RefSeq, a predicted model, not a curated record